CAUUUUCCAUUCGGUAAACACUAAUGUGUAAAAAUUAAAAUGAUUUGCCACAAAUUACAUGCGAGGUUAAUACAUAAAUGUAAUAAAACAUUCAAUCGUGUUGCUACAGCGCCUAAAAAUGAGAAAUGGCAAAGUGUGGUCGGGUUAGAAGUGCACGCACAACUCAAAACAGAAUCCAAAUUGUUUUCUGGGUCUGAAAACACUUUUGGAGGGCUUGUUAAUAACUGUGUAUCUUUAUUCGAUGCCGCAAUACCUGGAACGUUACCUGUGCUAAACAGAAGGUGUGUAGAACUAGGAAUACUCACAGCAUCCGCGCUAUCUUGUAAGAUAAACGAAACUUCGAGUUUCGAUCGAAAACACUACUUCUAUGCUGACUUACCUUCUGGCUAUCAAAUAACACAGCAACGCGCGCCGCUAGCUAAUGAUGGUGUUAUUAAUUUCCAGGUGUAUACACCGGGCUAUCACAAGAAACCAUACAAUAAGAGUUCCAAAAUCAAACAGAUACAGUUAGAACAGGACAGCGGGAAGUCACUUCAUGAUGCCGAGCUAAAACGGAGCUUGGUAGACCUGAACAGAGCUGGUGCACCACUUAUAGAAAUUGUCUUUGAACCAGAUUUGGAGGAUGGCGAGGAGGCGGCGGCGCUGGUGAAGGAACUGGUGCUGAUAGUGCAGCGGCUAGGAGCAUGCUCGGGCAAGAUGGAAGAGGGCGCUCUGCGAGUGGACGCUAACGUGUCCAUGAGAAGGCCCGGAGACCCACUGAAUACACGGACUGAGAUAAAGAACAUCGGCUCGGUCCGCGGCGUGGCGGCGGCGGUCCGACACGAGAUAGACCGUCAACGCGCUAUACUGGAGGGCGGAGGACGCAUAGUCAACGAGACGCGCGCCUGGGACGCCGCACAGAGAGCGACAGUCGCCAUGCGAGAUAAGGAGGUGGUGCAGGAUUAUAGAUAUAUGCCUGAGCCCAAUCUACCACCUCUCCGGCUCAACUUGAAGACCAAAGAAGACAGCAAAGAUGUGAUAAGUGUGCCGCUAGUUCUAGAACGAAUGCCGGAACUCCCAGAAGAUUCCAGGAGACAUCUCAUAGAGGAAUUCAAACUGCGACCAGAGAUGGCCAUACAACUUGUAAACGAACCAUACCUAUUGAAAUACUUCAAAGAUAUUGUUACAGAAAAACUUGAAGCAGCAAAAAUCGCAAAUAUUCUCAUUAAUGAUUUCUUAACUGUACUAAAUAAGAGAAAGAUUAAUGCAGAAACCUGUGAAAUAUCAGCACAACAGUUGAAGGAACUAUUAAACUUGGUUUUUAAGAAGCAAAUUAAUUUGGAUGUAUUCAAGAAAGUUUUAGAAGAACUCUUGGAGAGACCUCGAGCGAAACCCUUAGAUGUAAUUAAAGACAAAGGCUGGUUACUUAUAGUAGACGAGGAUAUAAUAUCGAAAAUGUGCUUAGACAUUCUCAAGAAUAAUCCUGAUUUAGUUAGCCAGUACAAGGGUGGUAAAACCAAGGUUUUUAAAGCUUUACUAGGUGUGAUGGCUAAGGCGUCGGGGAAUAAGUUGGAUAUGUCGAUAGCGGCUAAAAUUAUGGAGGAAUUGUUGAAGAAAUAAAUUAUUUAUUUAU
Molecule: messenger RNA, 1612 nt
Organism: Aricia agestis (brown argus)
Lineage: Eukaryota; Metazoa; Arthropoda; Insecta; Lepidoptera; Lycaenidae
Gene: GatB
Product: glutamyl-tRNA(Gln) amidotransferase subunit B, mitochondrial
Exons: 5
Coding region: 40-1599 (519 amino acids)
Biological process (GO): mitochondrial translation; glutaminyl-tRNAGln biosynthesis via transamidation
Molecular function (GO): glutaminyl-tRNA synthase (glutamine-hydrolyzing) activity
Source: RefSeq, a predicted model, not a curated record